This is a messenger RNA of Helianthus annuus (common sunflower), 2607 nucleotides long. RefSeq lists its product as uncharacterized. Gene Ontology annotation, biological process: telomere maintenance; DNA repair. The record is from RefSeq and is a predicted model, not a curated record. The transcript is spliced from 5 exons. NCBI's taxonomy places the organism in Eukaryota, Viridiplantae, Streptophyta, Magnoliopsida, Asterales, Asteraceae. Gene Ontology annotation, molecular function: DNA helicase activity. The coding region runs from base 1 to 2607 and encodes 868 amino acids.
AUGGCCGGAGAUGUUGUUUACACCGUCGAAUUUCAGAAGCGUGGUCUGCCACAUGCGUAUUUAUGUGUCUUUAUGAAAGCUGAUCAUAAGGUUCCUACUGUUGAACAUAUCGAUCCUUUUAUCUCAGCUGAGAUUCCUGAUAAGAAUGAAGAUCCUGAAUUAUAUUCUCUGGUGUGUGAGAUCAUGAUUCAUGGUCCAUGUGGACACGCUAACUUGAAAUGUCCAUGCAUGGUAGGCAACCGUUGUUCUAAGAAUUUUCCAAAGAAGUUUUUGGAGGCUACUUCUGUGGAUUCAGAUGGAUUUCCCCUUUAUAGGCGAAGAGAUGACGGUCACACAGUUGUGAAGAAGGGUGUCACAUUGGACAACAGGAGCGUCGUUCCAUACAACAAAAGGCUUCUUAGAAGAUAUCAGGCGCACAUUAAUGUGGAGUGGUGCAAUCAGGCAGGUUCAAUUAAGUAUUUGUUUAAAUACAUUAAUAAAGGACCAGACAGAGCCACUGUUGCUGUUAUAGAUUCAAACAGAGGAAUUGAGGAGGAGAUACCCAAAGACGAAAUAAAAGAAUAUUAUGAGGCUAGAAAUGUUUCCGCAUGUGAAGCCAGCUGGAGAAUAUUUGCAUGUGACGUUCACUAUAGAUAUCCAUCUGUUACGAGGUUACCAUUUCAUAUUCCAGACCAGCAAAAUGUAGUAUUUAGUGGUGAAGAUGAUAUUGAAGAUGUCCUAAACAAACCUCAGGUUAAUUCUUCGAUUUUUCUUGAGUGGAUGAACAUGAACAAUUCCAAACCUGAAGCAAGGGAACUUACUUAUGUUGAGUUUCCGUCAAAGGAUGCGUGUUAUGCAUGUGGCCUUUUAGACGAUGAUAACGAAUACAUUGAAUGUAUAAAAGAAGCCAGUUUUACAGGAAAUGGUCAUUAUCUCCGUUCUUUGUUCGGUACACUUUUGCUGUCUAAUACGCUUUCAAGGCUAGAAGUUGUUUGGGAGAAGACAUGGGAGCUUUUGUCGGAGGACAUUUUAUACAAUAUGCGGAAGGAUUCUGGCUUUAGUGGAUUGGUUGUUUCAGAUGAACGUUUAAAGAAUAUAACGUUGUCUAAAAUCGAAAACUAUCUUAUUCGUAAUGGAUCCAGCUUGCAUAGAUUCUCACCAAUGCCUGUUCCUGACGAAAAUUCCACAAUAUAUGAGACCAACAGUCUGAUAAACGAGGAGCUUUCAUGGGACAUGGAUGAAGUUAGGGCUGAGUUCAAUAAGCUUCGUAAUUCUUUAAAUGAUGAUCAAAGAGCAGUGUAUAACCAGAUUAUGGCUGUUGUUCUACAUGGGAAAGGUGGUGUUUUUUUCGUGUACGGUUAUGGUGGUAUAGGUAAGACAUUUCUGUGGAUAACCUUAGCUGCUUACAUUAGAUGCAAUGGACAUAUUGUUAUUAAUGUGGCUUCAAGUGGGAUUGCAUCAUUGUUGUUGUUACGAGGUUGUACCGCUCAUUCAAGAUUUCAUAAUCCAAUUAAUCUUAAUGAAGAUUUUGUUUGCCAUAUUAAGCCUAAUUCUGAAAUCGCUAUUCUUCUAAAUGAAGCUAAGUUGAUUAUUUGGGAUGAGGCACCGAUGGUACACAAACAUGCUUUUGAGGCUCUUGACCGUACAUUGAAAGAUGUUUUGAGUGUCUCUGAUUCACGAAAUUAUGAACUUCCAUUUGGUGGAAAGGCUAUUGUCUUUGGUGGUGACUUUAGGCAAAUCCUACCGGUUGUACAAAAUGGAAGCAGUACCUCAAACAUCGAGGAGAUAAAAGAAUUUGGUAAAUGGCUUCUUGAGAUCGGCGAAGGUAAUGUUGGUGAUUCUAAUGAUGGUAAUUCAAGUAUUGAAAUACCUGAUGAUCUUUUAAUAACCGAUGAAAACGAUCCAAUUCAAGGUUUGAUUGACUUUGUAUAUCCUUCAGUUCUUGAGCGUUUUACAGACCGUGACUACUUUUCUGAGAGAGCUAUACUCGCUCCUAAGAAUGAAGUUGUUCAUGAGCUAAAUGAUCGUUUGCUGGCAUUGUUUCCUGGUGAAGAAGUAGAGUAUCUUAGCUCUGAUAGUAUAUGCCCGAUUGAGGAAAUUAACGAUCCAUUACAUCAAGAUUUAUAUAAUCCUGAUGUGUUAAACAGUGUGAAGGUUUCAAGAUUACCAAAUCAUAGAUUGGUAUUAAAAUUGGGUGUUCCGGUCAUGCUUUUGAGGAAUAUUGAUCAACAAAACGGUCUGUGUAACGGUACACGUCUUCAAAUCACACGUCUUGGUAAACGUGUUAUCGAGGCUGAGAUAUUAUCGGGAGGUAAUGUUGGUUCAAGAACUUACAUCCCAAGAAUUAGCAUGAUACCAUCGGACAAGAAAAUACCCUUCAAGUUUCAACGAAGGCAGUUUCCAAUAACUGUAUGUUUUGCGAUGACUAUUAACAAAAGUCAAGGUCAAUCUCUAUCCAGAGUUGGUCUAUACCUGAAAGACCCAGUUUUCUCACAUGGUCAGCUUUAUGUUGCAUUGUCGAGAGUAAAGACCAAAGAUGGCGUGAAGCUUUUAAUAUUUGACAAAGAUGGGAGGCCAACAAAUAAAACUGCAAAUGUUGUUUACAAAGAAAUAUUCGGGAAAUUGUAA